UCCACGUAGCAUCCAAAUACGGCAAGGUGGAUGUAGCAGAGAUGCUCCUGGAGCGCGGAGCUAACCCCAACGCAGCGGGCAAGAACGGACUGACUCCUCUGCACGUGGCCGUCCAUCACAACAACCUGGACCUGGUGAAGCUGCUGGUCAACAAGGGAAGCUCUCCACACAGUACUGCUACUAAUGGCUACACCCCCCUGCACAUCGCCUCUAAGCAGAACCAGCUGGAGGUGGCCAGCAGCUUGCUGCAGCACGGGGCCUCCGCUAACACAGAGUCCCUGCAGGGGGUCACCCCCCUGCACCUGGCCUCCCAGGAGGGCCGCGCCGACAUGGUGUCCCUGCUCAUCUCCAAACAGGCCAACGUCAACCUGGGAAACAAGAACGGACUGACCCCUCUGCACCUGGUGGCCCAGGAGGGGCACGUGGGAAUCGCCGACAACCUGGUGAAGCAGGGUGCAUCUGUGUACGCCGCGUCACGGAUGGGCUACACCCCCCUCCAUGUGGCCUGUCACUAUGGCAACAUCAAGAUGGUGAAGUUUCUUCUUCAGCAGCAGGCUCAUGUGAACUGUAAAACCAGGGUGGGGUACACCCCUCUACACCAGGCCGCCCAGCAGGGGCACACUGACAUCGUCACGCUAUUGCUGAAGCAUGGAGCUCUGCCCAAUGAGAUCACCACCAGUGGCACCUCUCCCCUGGGCAUUGCGAAGCGCUUGGGCUACAUCUCCGUCAUAGAUGUGCUGAAGCUGGUCACCGACGAGACCGUUUCCGUGAUCCCCACAGAAAAGCAUAAGAUGAGUUUUCCAGAGACAGUGGAUGAGAUCUUAGAUGUUUCAGAGGAUGAAGGAGUUGCUCCCCUCACCAUAGGGGAGGAGCUUCUGGGGAUGGAAGGAGGGAAGUAUCUGAAGCUGGAUGACCUGAAGGACCAGGACGAGGACUUCCUGUCCCCGAAAAAAACCCUGCGAGAGUUUGAGGGUGGCCUCGGUACAACGCCUUACUCUCCAGCAAUUCCCAGAAUUCCCUGUGUGUCCCCAGAGACUGUCAUGCUGGACCAGCACACACCUGUCCCUCUACCCAAAGAAUACGAUGAAGACUCACUCAUUCCCAGCAGUCCCGCCACCGAGACAUCGGACAACGUCAGUCCUGUGGCCAGUCCCAUCCACACUGGGUUCCUGGUGAGCUUCAUGGUGGACGCGCGGGGAGGGUCGAUGCGGGGGAGCAGACACAACGGCCUGCGUGUGAUCAUCCCCCCCCGGACCUGCGCUGCCCCCACGCGCAUCACCUGCCGCCUGGUCAAACCCCAGAAACUCACCACCCCGCCACCACUGGUGGAGGGGGAGGGGCUAGCCAGCCGCAUCAUCUCCCUGGGCCCUUCCAGCAUGCAGUUCCUGGGGCCAGUGAUAGUGGAGAUCCCUCACUUUGCGGCUCUGGGUCGGGGCGAUCGGGAGCUGGUGGUUCUGCGCAGUGAGAACGGUUCCGUCUGGAAGGAACACCGCAAUCGCUAUGGCGACGACGUUCUGGAGACCAUCCUCAACGGAAUGGAUGAGGACCUGGAGAGUCUGGACGAACUGGAGAAGAAGAGAAUCCGGCGAAUCAUCUCCACCGAUUUCCCCCUCUACUUCGCCGUGGUGUCCCGCGUGCAGCAGGAGAGUGACCUGAUUGGCCCAGAAGGGGGUCAGCUGGCCUGCAAGCUGGUGCCAUUGGUCCAAGCCACCUUCCCAGAGACGGCCGUCACCAAGAGGGUCCGGCUGGGCCUGCAGGCCCAGCCGAUCCCGGACGAGCUGCUGACGCGGCAGCUGGGUAACCAGGCCACGUUCAGCCCGGUGGUGACGGUGGAGCCGCGGCGCAGGAAGUUCCACAGGCCCAUCGGGCUGCGCAUCCCCCUGCCCCCGUCCUGGAGGGAGAGCACCCGCGACGCCGGGGAGGGGGACACCACCAGCCUCAGGCUGCUCUGCAGCGUCAUCGGUGGUACGGCCCCAGCUCAGUGGGAGGACAUCACAGGCACCACCAAGCUGAUGUACAACAACAACUGCGCCAACUUCACCACCAAUGUGUCCGCAAGGUUCUGGCUGUCGGACUGCCCCCGCACUGCAGAGGCGGUGUCCUUCGCUAACCUCCUGUAUAAGGAGCUGAUGGCGGUCCCCUACAUGGCCAAGUUCGUGGUCUUCGCCAAGAUGAACGAGGCCCGCGAGGGCCGGCUGCGCUGCUACUGCAUGACCGACGACAAGAUGGACAAAACGCUGGAGCAGCACGAGAACUUCACCGAGGUCGCCCGCAGCCGAGACAUCGAGGUGAUGGAGGGAAUGGCACUGCACCUGGAGUGCUCAGGAAACCUGGUGCCCAUGCGAAAAGCUACCCAGCAGCCUCGCUGUUUCAGCUUCCAGGCUUUCAGAGACAACCGGCUGCCUGUCUCCAUCAAGGUUCGAGACAUCAGUAAGGAAGCUACAGGCUUCCUCUCCUUCCUACGGAAGUCCACCAAGUAUGAGGACACUCAGCACGUGCUGUGCAACCUCAACAUUGCCAUGCCGCCCUGCAUCAAGGUUUUGGGCAGUGAGGAACGCAGACGCACCCUGACCCCGCUGGCUCUGAGGGAGCGGUACAGCACUCUGAAUGAGCCGGCUUUGGCUUCACUGAAUGCAAUGGAGAGGACAGAAAUAAAGAUAUCGCUAAUAUCUGAACAGCUGGGGUUGAGCUGGGCAGAGCUGGCUCGGGAGCUACAGUUCAGUGUUGAUGACAUAAACAGGAUCCGGGUGGAGAAUCCCAACUCACUAUUGGACCAGAGCUCUGCUCUGCUCAACCUAUGGGCCACCAGGGAGGGGAAGAGAGCCAAGAUGGAAAGUCUGUACGGGGCCCUGAGGAACAUUGAUCGCACGGACAUCGUCAGCUCACUGGAAGGUCAGGGGUCACAGCCAGGGGCAGGGCUCCUGGAGGCGGGAGCCCAACGGUGUGCGGAUCGUGAUCACCUCGCCCCCAGCGUCAUCAAUGGGCAGCCGCAGGACCACGCCCAGAUGAGUCAGAAUGCAGAAGCUCACCGUGAUAGGGCUGGAGUUGGUGCUUUCCAGCCCUACCUGCCGGAGCACACCUGGCAGGCGGCGGAGUCCAUGAUGUCAUCGGAGUGCGUCGAGGUGGGCGGGGCCCUGGGCCAAGAGGCGGGGCUCCACGUGCUGCGGGGGCGUGUCCACGGCGCUCAGGGGCUGGCCAGCCGGGGGGCGGAGCAGCGGGACUGGGAUCAGGAGAGGUGGAGCUCACCGGGUGAGGAUGCGCAGGACCUCCCUGGGGAUCAUGAGAGAGAGGAACCGCCUGAAAAACACGGACACACCGUGAGCAAGAAGCCGGACACUGUUGUAAGGAAAGGAUCUCAGACGUUGAAGAAGGCCAGUGUGAGGAGAGCAAAGCAGUGAGACCGGAGGACUCAUGGCUACAGACUCGGCCAUCCACUGCCAGACCACCGUCACCUGACCCGGCCCAGGGAGCCUCGCGUGGAGGAGAAAAGAAGAAGGAGAAGAAAGAACUAUGAAAAACAGAAAUCACACAACUACUGCAGCAACAACAGCAACAACGACGGCUUCCAAAAUACCAACCUGCCCUCCGCGACCGCGAGGAAACAGACCCUCCGCUUCCUUGGCGGAUUAUCCACUCGUAGUUUUGUUACCUUUUUAAAAAAAAAGAAAAUGGUUAUAGAUUAGAGGCAUGAUUUUUUUUUUUUUAUAAAACGUACAAAAAAAAAAAACUUCAACAAACAAAACAAAAAAAAAUGCAACAAAAAAGUGCUUCCUGUUCUCUGUCAAAGCAUGCCGAGUGGCUGGUGCAUGUCCUGUCAUUACCUACAGACUGAAGGGGUAUACACGCGCGGCUCCUGUCCGCCGCAACGCAACAGUCCUUCCCCACAACCAUUCUCAGUAUAUCGGUGUCCCAUUACGCAGAGGGGUGACCUUGCCGUACCUGACAUAUGCAAAACGCCAAAGUUUGUGUUCCCGCAAGCAGCGGGGCGGUUUCUCCCGAGACGACCUGCGGGGGGCGGUCUCUCUCUCUCUCUGGGUCGGCUGGGAGCGGGAGGGGCCCGGCUGAGGGUGAGCGCAUAAUUAUGCGCUGAGGGUGACUGUGAUUAGGCCCUUCUCUAGGCGGGGCGUGUGCUUUGUAAUGUGUAACAGAUUCUCACAGACUAACGAGAUGGCCGGCACGAUAUACCUGAAGCUCAAUGAUCUGUCCGACUUUGAACUUGAAAAGUUCCAAUUUGAUUAACAUUUCUGAAGGAUGUGGAGAAGGUUAGUGCGGGCAGCAGAGCAGUCAGACUGUGACUGUUCACAUGAAUAUUCAGGAGAAAGUGUGAUGUAGCAUUUUAAACUCCAACUGGGACAGAAUCUGGCCAUCUGUUUACUGUAGCAAUCAGAGAAUCAGCUUUACUGGAGGAGGUGUGUGUGUGCUAGAGAAGAUCAACCACCUGCACCUCCCUGCACCUCCCCUACACCUCCCUCCAUCUUCCUGCACCUCCCUACACCUCCUGAAAAUCACCCGCACACCUGCAGUGUUGUAGCCGUCAUCAUUCCCGUCAGCAGAUUAUUCCCUCCUCAUUCCCAUCUGUGCAGAUUUAUCCCACAUCAUUCCCGUCUGCAGAUUAUUCCCUCCUCAUUCCCAUCUGUGCAGAUUUAUCCCACAUCAUUCCCGUCUGCAGAUUAUUUCCUCCUCAUUCCCGUCUGCAGUUUUAUCCAACAUCAUUCCCAUAUGUUCAGAUUUAUCCUCCUUCCUGUCUGCAGUUUAAUCCCUCACCAUUCCUGUCUGCACAGUUUAACCCCUCAUCAACCCCUUCUGCACAGUUUAAUCCCUACUCAUUCCCAUCUGCGCAGUUGUAGCUGUUCAUAUUCCCAUCUGCACAGAUUGAGCCCUCAAUCAAUCCCAUUGCACAUUCAUAUGUCAGAUUUCAGCUUCACCGUUCCCACUGACCUGGCAACCCUAUCCUUUCCACUCAUUCUGCUAACCUGGCAGCCCUCUCCUCUGCACUCAGGAGUGGGGCUGCAGUAGCACUGUGACGAGCCACUGUACCGACCCCGUUACUGUGAAACACACACACACACACACACACACACACACACACACCUUACACACACACACACACACACACACACACACA
This is a messenger RNA of Conger conger (European conger), 5125 nucleotides long. Its product is annotated as ankyrin-1-like. Gene Ontology annotation, molecular function: protein binding. Gene Ontology annotation, biological process: signal transduction. NCBI's taxonomy places the organism in Eukaryota, Metazoa, Chordata, Actinopteri, Anguilliformes, Congridae. The record is from RefSeq and is a predicted model, not a curated record. The transcript is spliced from 29 exons. Bases 42 to 3398 code for a protein of 1118 amino acids.